AUGACAAUCAUCAAGACCGCCAUCGCUGCCAUCGCUGCCACGGGCAUCAUGACCGGCGCCGCGCUCGCCGGCGGCAUGGGCGCCAAGGAUAUCGUCGACACCGCCGCAGCAAACGACGACUUCGAGACCCUGGUCGCCGCGGUUCAGGCCGCCGGCCUCGUCGAAACGCUGAAGGGCGAAGGACCGUUUACGGUUUUCGCGCCGACCGAUGAAGCCUUUGCGGCGAUCGGAACCACCGUUGAAGAACUGCUCAAGCCCGAGAACAAGGACGCGCUGACCGCAGUCCUGACCUACCACGUGGUAGCCGGCAAGGUGAUGUCGACCGACCUGGUCGAUGAUGCUUCGGUCGCCACCGUCCAGGGCCAGAACAUCACGAUCGAUCUCGACAAUGGCGCCAUGGUCAACGAUGCCAACGUCGUGACCGCCGACAUCGAAACGUCGAACGGCGUCAUCCAUGUGAUCGACAAGGUGAUCGUGCCCGAAGGCAUCAUGUAA
Effrenium voratum is the source of this 495-nucleotide messenger RNA. NCBI's taxonomy places the organism in Eukaryota, Dinophyceae, Suessiales, Symbiodiniaceae. The record is from the annotation of a GenBank genome assembly.